Capronia coronata CBS 617.96 is the source of this 1914-nucleotide messenger RNA. RefSeq lists its product as uncharacterized. Gene Ontology annotation, biological process: DNA-templated transcription. The transcript has 3 exons. Bases 1 to 1914 code for a protein of 637 amino acids. The record is from RefSeq and is a predicted model, not a curated record. NCBI's taxonomy places the organism in Eukaryota, Fungi, Ascomycota, Eurotiomycetes, Chaetothyriales, Herpotrichiellaceae. Gene Ontology annotation, molecular function: DNA binding; zinc ion binding.
AUGCUCACCAAACCUGCACCUACUCUGAUUCGGAGAAAAGGGUCAGCAUUCCAGAAAGGUAUGUUGACCGAUAUUGUCAAUUCAGAGCAUGGCUUAGAUCUCUCCAGUUACCUCCACAAACUUCAAGCCCAGGCCCGAAGGGCAAAUGCGCAAUCCCGAGAACCACCUACCGGCCCGGCCGAUAAUGUCUCGAAGCACGUGGAUUUAGUGGCAUUCACCGGAACCGACAACUGGAUAUCGGGCGGACAAGGGCAGUAUUACUACAUGGGGAACUCGUCCUCCACGUACAUUGCAAACAGACUAAACCCGACCACGGAGACCCUGACAUGGCAUAUGUACCCUCACUAUGACGAUGCAUCGUGGCUGAGACGUCCCGUCACCGCAGAGCUAUCGCAGUUGCCUCCGUUCGAGUUCGCAAAGCGGUUGUACUCUGCACAGCAUGCAUACAUCGGCACAAUAUUCUCCUUUCUAAGUGAUGGGGAGUUCGAUCAGCGAUUGAAGCGCGUGUAUUCUCGUGCGCCAGAUCUUACCAACCAGGAAGAAUGCCUCAUCUGCUGUCAAAUGCUGCUGGUAUUCGCCUUGGGCCAAAUGUAUUCUGUCAACCAGUGGACAGGAAAUGAUGGCCCUCCCGGCUUUGCCUAUUUCAAACACGCGUUGAAGUUUCUACCCGAUGUGCAUGAGGAUAGUUCCAUUUUGUUUGUCGAAGUACUAAGCUAUGUAGCAUAUUAUAUGCAGACGCUCAAUCGCAGGGACGCCGCCUACCUCUAUCUCGGAAUUGCAAUGCGGAUGGCGAUCUCACUUGGACUACAUCAAGAAGUCACAGAUCAGGAACUCGAUCCUUUCGAAAGAGAGCGCAGACGUCGAGUAUGGUGGUCGACCUACAGUCUCGACAGACUCCUCAGCGUGACAUCAGGGCACCCCAUUUCAAUUCAGGAUGAUGAUAUCGAAGUUUUGCCUCCAAGUGCAACCGAGGGUGAGGGUCUUCGCUUGCCAGCAAUCCUCAGAUCGUACACUUCGCUGUCGAGAAUCCUGGGCAGAAUCGGCGAGGAGAUCUACAGGAGGAAACAGAAGUCGGGAAACAGUCUGGCUGCCUCGGUUCAAAAUAUCAUGAACAGUUUGUCGGAGUGGUUCAGGCAGCUGCCAGUCGAAGCAAGAACCAAGCCUUCUGACCUAACUAAAGAGUUCAAGCGCGAGGCCGUCUCGCUAUAUCUUUACUACUACCAAUGCAUCAACAUGACCGCACGGCCAUUGUUGCUUUAUGCAGUCCGAAGGCAGAUGGCUGCCAACACUCAACGGCCCAAUACAGCACGAUGGGAAGAUGGGCUGCCAGCAGACAUGGUGAGCGUGAUCCACGCCGCUAUCGCAGCUGCGAGGUCUAGUACUUCGAUUCUGAAGGAUGCUACACAGUACAAUCUCGUUGCGACCUAUGGUUUCAUUGAUGGAGAACAAGCUUUCUCAGCGGCGCUGCUGCUUGUUAUGGUAAAUAUUGCAUUUCCUUACAAAGAAAUGGAUGCAUAUGCCAUGGAUACGUCGCUACAAGUACUGCAAGGCAUGGCGGAAGGGGGAAACCGCUAUAUCCGCGCAUGUCACGCGUUACUUACCAAGAUCAGGGAAACUAUAAAGCCAAGAAUCACGGCCAGCAACACGAGGAGUUCAUCAGAGGAGCCUGAAGUGGGUGAUGCGAUCACUCAACACCCGUUACAGGCUCACUACCAGCCGCUCCAAGAUGUGUCACUCUCAGACUGUAUGAUUGCCGCUAUGCCAAACCCUCAGGAUCCAGAUUGGCCAGUAGACGUGGGAGAUGAUAUGGAGUUGUGGACGGAGGUUCUAGACUCGAUCGGCAUUGAUAUGGACAGACACUGGAUUGAAACCGCGCUCAUGGCUGAGGAGAGCCAGUCUGCGGAUAGUAAUUAG